AUGGAUUCAGUUCAUUAUGUAGGGAGUUUGGUUGAUGGGACAACAUUUAUCUCCACUAGAGAAAAAGGGGAACCCUUCUCCUUCAAGAUUAGCCAAGUACUUACAAUGAAGAAAGGAGAAAUAGCAUUGUUUACAUUGCCUCCCCAAUUGGGAUUUGGAGUUUCAGUCACAAAUGUUGUGCCUCCAAAUUCUAUCAUUCAGUUUGAAAUAGAGCUUCUCUCAUGGAUCGCGGUAUUAGAUGCCUGUAAAGAUGGUGGCAUUCUUAAGAGAGUAGUGAAGAAGGGGGAAGAAACAGGACAACCUGGCGAUUUGGAUGAGUAUGUAGUGAAGCUGCCCGAUGGUGUUAUAAUUUAUGAAUCACCAAAAGAAGGUGUUGAGUUUUACUUGAAAGAUGAUGGAUUUGGUGAAGAAGGGGUUACAAUUACAUCACUGCCCAAUGGUUUCUCUCCAAUUCCACCAAAUUCUAUGCUUCAUGUUGAAUUGGAAUUGGCAGUGGAUUAUGUUAGUGAAGAAGGGGAGUUUGGGGAUUAUGAUGAAAAGGUUGUGAAAUCAUUAAGAGUUUCAUGCUGGUUGAAUGCUGCUGCUUGUAGCCUCAAAUUAGAUGAUCACAAAAAUGCAAUCAUCUUAUGUUCAAAGGUUGUUUCCAACCGGUGUUGGAUGUUGAGUUCUACAAUGUGA
Molecule: messenger RNA, 678 nt
Organism: Lactuca virosa
Lineage: Eukaryota; Viridiplantae; Streptophyta; Magnoliopsida; Asterales; Asteraceae
Source: the annotation of a GenBank genome assembly